GUAUAUAAUGACAAUGAAAGUUGAAUCAGAGUAGUAGAGUUCUUUCUGGCGGGAAAGGUUUGGGUAUACGCUGAGACACUGGGGCGCUUUUGUAUUUCAGAAAAUACAUUAUUGGAACGGUUCAAUUAUGACAGAAGAAUUUCUUACACUUUGAUUCGUUAGAAAGCAUUAUAUUUCGAUGAUGAUUCCAGAUUGUUUGUAUUAAGAUCGAUAAGUGUUCAUCAAAAAGAUGAUGUUUAUAAAAUUAGAUAUUGCACGGCUAUUUGAAUAAAUACAGAAUCUAUACGUACAUCUUAAGAUCAUAAACAUUUCUGAAACCAUGGAAAGUAAUACGAAUAAUGGACGGAAAAGGAAAUCUGCAGAAUCAAAAGAAUGUCGAUCAAAACUUUCGAAAGCGAAAGAAAAUGCUUCUCAAUUUACAGAAGAGUCUAAAACAGGUAAAAUAAAAAGAAUUCUAAUACGAAAUUUCAUGUGUCACGAUGCCUUGGAAGUAACAUUAAAUCCAAAUGUAAAUUUUAUUAUUGGUCGUAAUGGAAGUGGAAAAAGUGCAAUAUUAACAGCUUUAACAGUUGGGCUUGGUGCUAGGGCAAAUAUUACUAGUCGUGGAGCAUCUGUAAAAAAUUUUAUAAAGAAGGGAAAAAAUUCAGCUACUAUUGAAGUAAGUUUAUUUAAUAAUGGGUCUAUGGCAUAUAAACCUGAUAUUUAUGGUGAUUCAAUAACAGUUUUCCGAAGUAUUGGAACUACAUCAUCUUAUAAGAUAAAGAAUUGGAGAGGUGAAGUGGUCUCGACAAAACAAAAUGAAUUGGCUAAUAUAUUACGGGCAAUGAAUAUUCAAAUAGAUAAUCCUAUUUCUAUAUUAAAUCAAGAUAUAUCUAGAACAUUUCUAGUAUCAUCCAGACCAGAAGAAAAGUAUGAACUAUUUAUGAAAGCAACAUUACUAAAUGUAAUUGGUAACAAUUAUAAAGAAGCUGAAUUGACAUGUGAACAAGAAUAUGAAAAGUUGAAACAGUAUAAUAAAAUUUUAGCAGAUGCUAGAAAAGAGAUAGAAGAACUUAAAAAAAGCAUAGAAAGAGCAGAAGGAAUUGAUAAAUUUCGCGAUGAAGUAGUUGAUCUUGAGAAGGAAUUAGUUUGGGCAGUUGCUAUAGCAGAAGAAAGAAAAUUAGUAAAAUUUGAGCAUGUUCUAAAAAAAUGUGAAGAUAAUUUUAAACAGCUUCAGGAUACAGGAUCAUCUGCAAAAUCAAAAGAUGAAGAAAUAAAUAAAAAAAUUCAGGAAUUGGAAGAAGAAAUUGAGUCUGCAGAAAAGGAAGUUAAUAAUGAUUCUGAAACAUAUAAUAAAGCGAGACAAGAAUAUAGCAUAAAAAAAAAUGAGCAUUCAACUAAAAUACGUGAAUGGCGUUCUGUCCAAAGUAAAGUUAAAAGAUUGGAAGAUGAUAUUAGUGCACUUCGCAAAGAAAUACAUAGAUUAGAAAGUGCUGAUAAUGCAGAACAAAGUGAAAGAAAUCAAAUAAAACAACAAUUAGCUAAUUUGGAACAAAAAUUAGAUGAGACCGAAGCAUUAUUACGAACUAAGCAAACUUAUCAAAUGCAUUUAGAAACUGAUAAGGUGCGUCUUUUGAAAGAAAUUCAAACUUCAAGAAUUGAAAUCAAUAAUUGUCAAAAACGUAUAGAAAAAAUUAGGUUGGAUAUAAAUGCAAGGAAAAAAUAUUCUGAUAAUACAUUAACUGUUUUUGGGCGAAAUAUACCACGUCUUCUAAGAAGAAUCGAAGAAGAAUAUAGUAACGGACAUUUUAAGGAAAAACCACGAGGUCCACUUGGGGCAUACAUAAAAAUGAAAGAUUCAGCAUGGGCUCCUGCUGUUGAACAUUUUUUAGGAGCAAGUACUUUUAGUACGUUUUGUGUAGAUAACAGUCGUGAUGCCAAAGUAUUAAAUACAAUUAUGAAAGAAAUUUAUUUGAAUGAAAGAACUCCACAAAUUAUAUGUAGUAAAUUUUAUAAUACUGUUCAUGAUGUCCAUGCACAUUGUACCAGAUCUUCACAUUAUUCCAAUCUUUUGGAUGCAAUGGAUAUAUCAGAUCCGGUGGUUGCUAAUUGUUUAAUUGACCAGCGUGAAGUUGAAUGUAUUCUAUUAAUUCCAUCUAGCAAAGAAGCAGCUGAAAUUAUGUCUAAGGCUUCCAAAGUUCCACAAAACUGUAAAAGAGCGUUUACACAACGGGGUGAUACAUUUUACCCAGAUCCACAGUACAGAAGUUAUGGUGGACCACGCAAUUUGAAAGCUAGAUUUCUUCAGGUUUCUAUUACAGAUACUAUUAAUGCAUUGGAAGAAGAGGUUCAUAUCAUAGAUAAUGAGAAAGAUAGUGCCAUAGCAUUGUAUAAAACAAUUUCUGAAAAAGAAAAACGUAUAAGCACUGAGUUAGGCGGCGUUAGAACAGAAGUAACAAAGCUUCAUGCCAUUCGAAAUCAAUAUAAAGCAUCAAUUAAUGAUCUAAAGGAUAAAAUCGAAGCUUAUGAAACUAUAUCUGUGACUGUCUUUAAAAACGAAUUGAGUGAGUUAGAAAAGAAAUUACAUCAAGAAAAAUUUGAAGAAUCAAAUUUAAAUGCUAGCAUUCUCCAACUUCAAAAAGCAGUUGAAUCUUUAGAGGAAGAAGUUAAGCAUCACAGAGAAUUAAGGCAAAAUCUAAAUUCAAAAAUUAAUCCUUUAAAGGAAAAUAUAAAAGAAUUACAAGACGAAAAGGAAGCAUUGCAUGCACAAGCUCGUCAUGCUACAAAGAAGCUGCAGGUAGCACAUCAAGCCUUACAGCAGGCAACAGUAGAAUUUGAACAACAGCGAAGGUGUACAGAAAAAGCAGUGACGGAUGCUACAAAUCGAUGUGAUAGAAUAGACACGAUAAGAUCGAUUAACGAGCUUGAAAGAUUAUCCAAGGAUGUAAAACAUAAAAUUCUUGAAAUAGAACGAAUGUUUGGUACUAUCGAAGAAUUACGUAAAGAAUUAAAAGAAAAGGAAGCAAAAUGUGGGAAAGAUAUACAUUUGAUCUCUAAAAUUGAAAAAAGUUACCAAGCCCAUAUAAAACGAUUGGAAUUUCGAAAGAAGUUGUUUACUGACAUGAAACAAACAUACGGUAAAAAAAUUCAGAAUUCAUUUUCAAAUAUCCUUGCUUUACGAAAUAAAAACGGUACUGUAAAUAUUGACCACGCACGAAAAAUACUUGAACUUGAAGUACACUCGUCAAACGAUAGUAACAAAUCAAUUAACGAUGCAAGAUCAUUGUCAGGCGGUGAAAGAUCAUAUUCCACUGUUGCUUUCAUUCUAGCACUUUGGGAAUGUACCGGUUUACCUUUUUAUUUCCUUGAUGAAUUUGAUGUCUUUAUGGAUAAGGUAAAUCGCCGAAUUAUAAUGGAUAUUCUUUUGGAUCAUACUAAAAUGCAUCCACAGAGUCAAUUCACAUUUCUGACACCUUUAGACACAUCUAAUGUCCUUGCAGAAGAUUAUGUAACUAUACAUAAGCUAGCUCCACCAGAAAGAGGGUCAUAAGAGUAAAAAGUACAAUACAAGAUAAAUAUUUUUUCUUAAUAUAUUUUUUCACCAUUUUUGAGUUCUAUAUGAGAUUCAUUAAUAUAAUUUAUAGUCGUUAAAAGACAAAAUACCUAAUAAUUAGAUUAAGGGAAAGUAAAAGUGUGAUUUAUACGUAUUAAAGUUAAAUGUUAUUAGAGUUAAGAGA
Molecule: messenger RNA, 3716 nt
Organism: Bombus impatiens (common eastern bumble bee)
Lineage: Eukaryota; Metazoa; Arthropoda; Insecta; Hymenoptera; Apidae
Gene: SMC6
Product: structural maintenance of chromosomes protein 6
Exons: 19
Coding region: 320-3529 (1069 amino acids)
Biological process (GO): double-strand break repair via homologous recombination
Cellular component (GO): Smc5-Smc6 complex; nucleus; site of double-strand break
Molecular function (GO): damaged DNA binding; single-stranded DNA binding
Source: RefSeq, a predicted model, not a curated record